AUCGGCUAAUUUCGUAAGCAACUUAAAGUUGAAGCAGUUGCAGCAACAGUUUAUGGUAAUUCAGUCCAACAUGUCUCACCUUCAGACUAUCGUCGAUGAACAUGAACUAACAAAUGAAAAUGUUUCAUUUCACAUAACAAGAAUUCUACAAGAUCAUUCAAGAGUGGAAAACUCGAUAAAUGAUCUGAUGAACAAUCUCUCAGUUGUCAUAGAGAGGGAAGAAAAUAUGAAGAUUGAAAUGAAAAGGUUCACCCUCGAAUGGUCUUCCUUUCUAGUGGAAAACAAGAAAGAAGUAACAGCAAUGAAACAGAAAAUGAAUUCCACUGCUGAGGAUUCUAAAGAUCUGAAAUUUCUUAUUGAUGCAAGCAAUGUGUCCUGUGAAACAAAUAUAAAGGCACUGAAAACAUCUAUGAAAAUAGUCACUGCUGACCUUUCUUCAGUUGAGGCUUCAAUUUCAAACCUUCAACAGGAUUUGAACUCAUCAAAUAUUUUACAAGAGCGCUCAAGAGAGGAAAUCUACAACAUCACAAACAAAGUACAGGAACUUCAAACUCAUAUAAAUAAUUCAGGUAAGAUUGACAAGAUACAAGAUGAACUGACGUUUUUGUCUGAAGCCGUCAUUGAUUACGAGACGUCUUUGUUUGAAGCCACCAGUGAUUACGAGACGAGACUGACGCGUAUAUCUGCGGAAGUGACGUCAAUCAGAGCUAAUAUUGCUUCAUUCCAGAGCAACCUUAACUUGACUAACAACAAACUUUUAUCACUAGUUCCCGUGCGAUUGGUCGGUGGGAGUACUCAGAACGAGGGUCGAGUAGAAGUGUGGUAUUCUGGUACCUGGGGGACAGUUUGUGAUGAUUCCUGGGAUAGUAUGGACGCUAAAGUUGUUUGUAGAAUGCUUGGUUACACAGGGUACACAGCCUAUGGUAGUGCUCAUUUUGGUCCAGGCUCCGGGACGAUCUGGUUAGAUGACGUUGCUUGCUCCGGAUCUGAAAACUCUAUUUUCUCGUGCAGUCAUAGCGGAAUGGGAACUCAUAAUUGUGCGCAUGGUGAGGACGCCUCUGUUAGAUGUACCUAAUGAGAGAGUUUCGGCCUAUCAUAUAAAUGGGACUCAAUUAAGGUCUUACUGAUUGAACCAGAAGACUGUUUAAACAACUUGUAAGGCUAGUAUUUUCACUCUGCUUGUCCGUUUUAAAUGCGUGUUACAAUGUACUUUUUAAAGAAAAAUGAAAAGGGAACGAGUCAAAUCCCUAAGAUUGUAGGUCUUUAUUUCAGAAAAAAUUAUUGUAAGAUUUUGUAGAUUUUUUUAAUUAAUGUAUGAACAGAGUAAGUAUAGACUACCGGAUACAUGUGUAUAUAAAUGUAACAUUAUGUUAAGUAAAAUUUUAAUGCAGUUAAAAAUCAAUUUUUUUCAGACAUGCAGUCGAAACAUUGAGCACUUCUACUAGUGAAAUAUAAUUAAAACAAGAUUUA
This is a messenger RNA of Saccostrea echinata, 1470 nucleotides long. RefSeq names its product deleted in malignant brain tumors 1 protein-like. The transcript is spliced from 4 exons. Lineage: Eukaryota; Metazoa; Mollusca; Bivalvia; Ostreida; Ostreidae. Gene Ontology annotation, cellular component: membrane. The coding region runs from base 53 to 1075 and encodes 340 amino acids. The record is from RefSeq and is a predicted model, not a curated record.